Messenger RNA from Zingiber officinale, 980 nucleotides. RefSeq lists its product as uncharacterized. The record is from RefSeq and is a predicted model, not a curated record. Bases 213 to 731 code for a protein of 172 amino acids. NCBI's taxonomy places the organism in Eukaryota, Viridiplantae, Streptophyta, Magnoliopsida, Zingiberales, Zingiberaceae. The transcript has a single exon.
CCCCCCAUGCAUGACCACAAACAGCCUGUCCAGCUACCCAUCAUCUGUCCUCCAUUGCCCUCCUCUUUCUAAUUCCUCCCCCCCCUUCCUACCAUUACCCCACCCACAAAGAAGAGAGGAACAAGAGGAGAAAAGCAGCAGCAGCUCCUCCUGCUCCUACCACAGAUCUGCUGCUGCUGCUGCUGCUGCUGCUGUUGUUACGACUUGUUGCCAUGGGCUCCCUCCUGGAGAACCUCCCAAAGAAGCGGCUCCUCCCCACCGUGUCAUACAAGGAUGACCUGCCGACCUUCCAACCUCAGACGAAGCCGCCGCCGACGCUGAUGGACGCUCGCCCCAUCGGCCUCCGCAAGCGGAUCUCCUCCUUCUCCGUCAAGAUCCAGCCCCUCUCCGCCGACUGGGCCGCCUUCCGCCGCUGCAAGUCCGCGCCCUCCUUCGGCGAGCUCGCCGGCGCCGUCGGCCCGCUCCGCCGCUGGUGGGGCCAGUGCUGGGGUUGGAUCCUCUCGCGGAAGCCGGUGUUCGCGGAGGACAUCGAGAUGAACGAGGAGGAGACCGCGAUGCUGGGCUUCCAGCUCAAGGGCAGCUGGCGCCACCUCUUCUACCGGGUCCGCUCCGAGAUCCGGAAGCUGGUCCGCUCCGACUGUCUCCCCACCUCGCUCCCGCAAGGCUUCAGGUACGAUUCCUUCAGCUACGCCCAAAAUUUCGACGACUCCACCGACCGAACACCACGCUGAACUCCACCUAUCCGAUCGAUCCCAAUUCCAAGGACCUAUACGCGUUGUUAUUGUUUGAUUAUUAAUCCUAUUCAUGUCCGUAAGCUUUCAUUCUUUGUUGCUCAUUUAAGUUCUUUACAUAUGGCUAUCUCUCUCUUACACACACGGACACACACCACCACCACCAACACCCAAAUGAGAGAGUAAGUCAAUUAAAUCAGUUCCUUGUGCAAUUGUGACUAUAUAAUUUGUGGAUGCUCGUUUUAUUUA